GCAUUAGUUGACUUGAGAUGAUCUGACCCCCAAGGACACACACUGUUCUUAGUAUUUCCACUCUUUGGUAUUGGUAUUGAUUUUGUGGGUUAAAAAUGGAGAAGUACGAAUUUAUUAAGGAAUUGGGUGCUGGAAGUUUUGGUGUUGCAAAUCUUUGUAGGGAUAAAAAGAGUGGAGAGCUUGUGGCCAUCAAGUUCAUUGAACGUGGUCCAACGAUCGAUGAGAAUGUAGAAAGAGAGAUAGUAAACCAUCGGUUGCUUCAACAUCCAAAUGUCAUUUAUUUCAAAGAGGUUUUUCUAACACCAACACAUUUGGGUUUGGUGAUGGAAUAUGCUUCUGGUGGAGAAGUAUUCGAAAAAAUUCGUAAUCAGAGACGUCCUUUUACUGAAGAUGAGGCAAGAUAUUUGUUUCGGCAGCUGAUUUUUGGAGUCCAAUAUAUCCAUUCCAUGGACGUAUGUCAUAGAGAUUUGAAGUUAGACAAUAUCCUUUUAGACAAUGGAAGUAAAUCCCCACGCUUGAAGAUAUGUGAUUUUGGCUACUCCAAGCGAGUAAAUCCUAGAGAAUUGAAGCAAAUUGCACGUGGAAGGAACUUUGGUUCUGGCUUCCCCAAGAGAAGAGGAAAUAGAGAUCAUUUGAAGCUAGAUAGUAACCUUUCAUAUGGAUGCCAAGCACCACAGUUGAAUCAAAAAUGUAAUUCCGUUGGAUCAAACUCAGCCGCCUCGCAGUCGAAGAUCAAUAAUAAUUUUGGCUUCUACAAGUUUCAAUCAAAACCAAAUACAAAUGUUGGUUCUGCAACAUACACAGCACCGGAGGUUCUACGUGGGAGAGAAUAUGAUGGAAAGAUGGCGGAUGUAUGGUCAUGUGCAGUUACUCUGUAUGUUAUGUUGGUUGCUGCAUAUCCUUUUGAUGACUCGGACGAUUCUGGAAACUCUGAGAAAACUAUUAAGCGAAUAAUGUCUGGAGACUACAAAAUCCCAGACCAUAUUCACUUAUCUGAAGACUGCCAACACCUACUCUCUCGCAUGUUUAUUCCAGAUCCCUCAAUGAGAAUUUCGAUAAAAAAGAUCACGACUCACUCCUGGUUUUCAAACAACAACUUACAAUCAAAACAAAUAGAACCAACCUUAGAAUUGGAUAAUCCAAACUUCUCUCAUCAAAGUGUGAAAGAAAUCAGGAACAUCGUGAUAGAAGCAAGUAAUCAGUUGGCCCCAUGAGAUCAUCCACAGCCAUCAUGGCCUACGUACUGAUAAAAAAAAUAAGAGAACAUCACUGCACAGAGUUUGAGAGAAGUGGAGGAAAGAUGAAGAAGCUGAGUUUGUUGUAUGAAAAGACUGGAAGAAAUUCUUUGGCAAGUUGGUAGAAAAGAUUUUAUCACAAUUUAGACACCAAUGAUCAUGGUAUGCCGUCUUUUAUAUUAUUGUUGAACUUGAUUACUCUUAUGAUCUGACGAUAGUAUUAAAUAAUUAUUGUUCUCCAAAACUACAGUCAUAAUUAGCAUAAGACAUUAUUGUCAGACAUUCAAGUUCUAAAUGUGUUCAUAUAUUGCUGGGGAUUAUCUUUGAAUUAAGUCUAAGCUACAAAUUACUUCUUUAUUAGCUUUGGUUUUGUAAAGUAUUGGAAGAUGUUUUGAGUUCACUUCUCUGUCUGUGUUUAUUUGCAAGAAGAUUGAGUUAGUUUGUAUGUGGGAGUUCCCUAUAUGAAUCUACUGUUUGAACAUCA
Molecule: messenger RNA, 1719 nt
Organism: Cucumis sativus (cucumber)
Lineage: Eukaryota; Viridiplantae; Streptophyta; Magnoliopsida; Cucurbitales; Cucurbitaceae
Product: serine/threonine-protein kinase SRK2F
Exons: 12
Coding region: 96-1214 (372 amino acids)
Biological process (GO): intracellular signal transduction; protein phosphorylation
Molecular function (GO): ATP binding; protein serine/threonine kinase activity
Source: RefSeq, a predicted model, not a curated record